Messenger RNA from Thelazia callipaeda (thelaziosis nematode), 642 nucleotides. NCBI's taxonomy places the organism in Eukaryota, Metazoa, Nematoda, Chromadorea, Rhabditida, Thelaziidae. The record is from the annotation of a GenBank genome assembly.
AUGUCAGGUAGUCUUGUUGUUUGGUACGGUGUUUACCGGAAAACAAAUAUGCCAGAAAAAGUAGCGAAAAUCGUUAAGCCGGAAGGUAAGGUGCCUGAUGAGCUAGAGAACCAAGUAUCAAAUGCUAUUGCCGAUUUGGAAAAUAAUUCUGAUUUCAAAGCUGAGCUUCGUGAGCUUUUCAUUGUUGGUGCAAAGGAAAUCGAUGUUCCAAAUUCGAACAACAAAAAGAGUAUUAUUAUAUAUGUUCCCGUGCCGCAGCUGCGACUGUUUCAAAAGAUUCAGUUAGGGCUUGUGCGCGAAUUAGAGAAGAAGUUUAGUGGGAAACAUAUCGUAUUUAUUGCCAGACGGCGUAUACUGCCGAAACCAAAGCGGGGUAAGAACAGGAAACCUCAGAAGCAAAAACGUCCACGAUCACGUACUUUAACAGCUGUACAUGAUGCGAUGCUUGCUGAUUUGGUUUUUCCUGCUGAAGUUGUGGGAAGAAGGAUCAGGGUGAAGUUGGAUGGGAAACGCAUCAUUAAAGUGCACCUUGACAAGACCCAACAAACUAAUGUAGAACAUAAGGUGGAUACAUUUUCGGCAGUCUAUAAACAUCUCACUGGAAAAGACGUUGCAUUCGAAUUCCCCGAACCACUGUUUUGA